ACAAAAAAGUAAGCUUUAACUAAGAAAUCAGUUCAUUUUUAUAUAAAUUCUUAGAGAACACAAAGUAGAGAGAGACUUAGCUAAGCUACUGUGAUCAAUGAUCAAUGGAAGGUAAUGGGAAUGGGAAUGAAUAUCAGAAAACUAUUUUCUGUUCAUGUCUUUGGGUGCUACUGCAGAAUCCCUCCGGCCUCAACCUUCUCUCUUUUUCACGUUUUCCGUUGCCGGAGCCACUCACAAGCUCAAGCUAUCUCAUUUCCAUUCAUAGAAGAGGUCCCGGAAUAUGGUGUCAAAUGGCUCUCUUGCCAUCCAAAUCACGAAAUUUCGAGCUUUACUCAAAAGGGGUUUUCAGAAAUAACCAAAGAGAUCACUGGAAGAGCCUUACAUGGGCUGUGCUUGAAGGGUUUUGUGCCAUUUGGUGUAUUUUAUGGGAAUACAUUGGUGAAUAUGUACUCUAAGUUUGGUCACAUAACAUAUGCCCGAUAUGUGUUUGAUGAUAUGUUUGAGAGAAAUGAAGCUUCUUGGAAUACAAUGAUGUCGGGUUAUGUUCGAGUCCGUGCUUACUCGAAAGCCAUUGAAUUCUUUAGAGAGAUGCUUGAAGGUGGUGUAAAGUCAAGUGGGUUUUUGGUUGCUAGUUUGGUAACGGCAUGUGAUAAAUCGGUUUCCAUGUUUGAUGAAGGAUUGCAAGUCCAUGGAUUUAUUGUUAAAGUUGGUUUAUUAAGUGAUGUUUUUGUGGGAACUUGUUUGUUACAUUUUUAUGGAACUUAUGGAUUGGUUUUUGAUGCCCAUAAGAUCUUUGAGGAUAUGCCUGAAAGAAAUGUUGUUACUUGGACUUCAUUGAUGGUUGGGUAUUUAGAUAAAGGAGAGUUAGAUAAAGUUAUUGACUUGUAUAGAAGUUUGGGGUAUGAAGAGUCAUGUUGCAAUGAGAACACAAUUGCUGUUGUCCUGAAAACUUGUGGGCUUUUAGGGGAUGAGUUCUUAGGUCUUCAAGUUCUUGGGCAUGUAAUGAAGAUUGGGCUAGAGACUAAUGUUUCUGUGGGGAAUUCCCUUAUAGCUAUGUUUGGUAGCUGCAAUAAUGUGCAUGAGGCCAAUCAUGUAUUUGAUCAAAUGGAUGAGCUUGACACAAUAUCAUGGAAUUCGAUUAUUUCAGCCAAUGCAAAUAAUGGGCUUUGUGAAGAAUCGUUAAGGUGUUUCUAUUGGAUGAGACAUGCUCAUAAAGAGGUAAAUUCUACUACACUUUCGAUCUUGUUAGCGGUAUGUAGUUUGGUAGAUAACUUAAAGUGGGGUAGGGGAAUUCAUGGACUAGUUAUGAAAAUGGGAUUAGAGUCAAAUGUUUGUGUUGGAAAUACUCUUAUAGGUAUGUAUUCUGAGGCUGGGAGAUCUGAAGAUGCAAAGUCAGUUUUCCAAAGGAUGCCCGAGAAGGAUUUAAUCUCGUGGAACUCCAUGGUAGCAUGCCAUGUUCAGAAUGAGGAAAGCCAAAUAGCAUUGGAGCUUUUUGCCAAAAUGCUGCAGAUGAGAAAAACAAUGAACUAUGUGACUUUAACCAGUGCAUUGGCUGCCUGUUCGAAUCCAGAAUUCAUUGUCGAGGGAAAGAUAAUUCAUGCUCUUUCAAUCCUUGCAGGCUUACAAAUAAAUUUAGUCACAGGCAAUGCAUUAGUUACCAUGUAUGGAAAAUCUGGUUUUACAGCUGAAGCUAGAAAAGUAUUGCAACUAAUGCCUAAGCGAGACGAAGUAACUUGGAAUGCCCUCAUUGGUUGCCAUGCUGAGAAGAGAGAAGCAAAUGAGGCACUAAUGGCUUUCAAGAUGAUGAAAGGAGAAGAUAUACCAGCAAAUUACAUAACAAUUGUCAAUCUUCUCGGUUCUUUAUCUAGUCCUGAUACUUUGCGAAAACAGGGGACUCCAAUUCAUUCACAAAUUCUUCAGACAGGAUUUGAUUCAGAUAUUUAUGUACAAAAUUCACUUAUAACAAUGUAUGCCAAGUGUGGCGAUUUAAACUCAAGUAACUUCAUGUUUAAUAGAUUAUCUACUAAGCACUCCAUUUCUUGGAAUGCCAUCAUUGCUGCUAAUGCUCAUCAUGGUUAUGGGGAGGAAGCUUUGAAACUUAUAUUGAAGAUGAGAAACAAUGACUUGUGUUUAGAUCAAUUCAGUCUAUCCGUGGGACUUUCUGUUACUGCUGACUUGGCUAUUUUGGAGGAAGGACAGCAGCUUCAUGGAUUAGUAGUGAAACUUGGUUUUCAAUCAGAUCAUUAUGUUACAAAUGCAACUAUGGAUAUGUAUGGAAAAUGUGGUGAAUUAGAUGAUGUCUUAAGUGUACUUCCCUUACCGAUAAACAGAUGGCGAUUAUCAUGGAACAUUUUGAUAUCAUCGUUUGCAAGACACGGGCAUUUUCAGAAGGCUAAGGAGACUUUCCAUGAAAUGUUGAAAUGGGGAGAAAAACCCGAUCAUGUCACAUUUGUCUCACUUUUAUCUGCGUGCAGUCACGGGGGUCUUGUGGACGAUGGUCUUCAAUACUAUGCUUCGAUGACAACCAAGUUUAGUGUCCCACCAGCUAUAGAGCAUUGUGUCUGCAUCAUUGAUCUUCUUGGACGAUCAGGACGGCUUACUGAGGCUGAAGAUUUCAUUCAACGAAUGCCAGUACCACCAAAUGACCUUGUUUGGCGAAGCUUGUUAGCGUCCUGUAAGAUUCAUCGCAACUUGGAGCUAGGGAGGAAAGCAGCAGAACAUCUAUUGAAGUUAGAUCCAUCAGAUGAUUCAGCUUAUGUUCUUUAUUCGAAUAUCUGUGCAGCAACCGGAAGAUGGGAGGAUGUAGAGAGUGUAAGGACACUUAUGGGAUCACACAAUAUUAAGAAGCAACCUGCUUGUAGCUGGGUUAAGCUGAAAAAUCAGGUAAGUAAAUUCGGUAUGGGAGAGAAGUCUCAUCCUCAGAUUGGACAGAUUUAUAACAAGUUGAGAGAGCUCAUGAAAAUGAUUAGAGAAGCUGGCUAUGUUGCUGAUACAAGCUAUGCACUACAUGACACUGAUGAAGAGCAAAAGGAGCAAAAUCUUUGGAACCACAGUGAAAGAAUUGCUCUUGCAUUUGCAUUGAUUAGUACACCAGAAGGUUCAACCAUUAAAGUUUUCAAAAAUCUUCGAGUUUGUGGCGAUUGCCAUUCAGUUUACAAGUUUGUGAGCGAAAUAGUUGGCCGGAAAAUAGUGUUGAGAGAUCCUUUUCGGUUUCAUCAGUUUAGUGAUGGCAAGUGUUCUUGUUCUGAUUAUUGGUAAUCAAGCUACUAAAAGCUUUAGCUAACUACCCAUGUAUCUAGAAAUGAUUCUUAUGCCUUAUAUUCUUUCCAAAUUUUGAAUUUGUGUCAUUAGAAUUAAACCAACCUUGAUAUAGAAUAAGUAUAUAUGAUGUUGAAUCCUUUGCAUGAGGAGACAUGUUAUUUUGAAGGCUAGUUCAUGUAUUGCAAAAAAUAGACAACAACAUAAUAUGUACUUUAUAAGUUAGGUUAUUGUUGCUUUGAUAUGAUAUGCAUUUUUAGAUUUUGCA
Messenger RNA from Cannabis sativa, 3526 nucleotides. RefSeq names its product putative pentatricopeptide repeat-containing protein At5g52630. Gene Ontology annotation, molecular function: protein binding; zinc ion binding; RNA binding. Gene Ontology annotation, biological process: RNA modification. The record is from RefSeq and is a predicted model, not a curated record. The transcript has a single exon. Lineage: Eukaryota; Viridiplantae; Streptophyta; Magnoliopsida; Rosales; Cannabaceae. The coding region runs from base 115 to 3258 and encodes 1047 amino acids.